Neurospora crassa OR74A is the source of this 3128-nucleotide messenger RNA. RefSeq names its product cell surface receptor/MFS transporter. Gene Ontology annotation, molecular function: transmembrane transporter activity. Gene Ontology annotation, biological process: transmembrane transport. The record is from RefSeq and is a predicted model, not a curated record. Gene Ontology annotation, cellular component: membrane. The transcript is spliced from 2 exons. Bases 768 to 2879 code for a protein of 703 amino acids. Lineage: Eukaryota; Fungi; Ascomycota; Sordariomycetes; Sordariales; Sordariaceae.
GAAAGUGUGAUAGCGUGCCAUUCUGACUAUGCCAUGCAGCGAGCGGGUGCACAGCGCGAUCAAUACUUAUCCCGUGUCCUCCAAAGUCCCCUCCGUCUUUCCUUUCUUUCUUUGCAGGCCAGGCUUUCAUUUGAUCCCGUGCAAGUCCGACUGGAAAGGAGGAUUUGAAGGUGUGGUGUGGUAGUAUAUGCGACUGUAAACUACCCCGUCCUCUGUCCCAUCAUUCACUCAUUCAUUCAUUCAUUCAUUUUCAUCGUCUUCAACUAGAUUGAUGAAUUGCGACGAAUACAAGUAUGUGAACACGUGUCGCUCAUCCCUCUUUACAGCUUCCUCAUCUUCUGGCGCUCGCUCGCAUUUUCAUCAGACGGAUGACAGGGAACCUUUCCUCUCUGCUGCUCGGACAGACUUACACUCGCACAACUGGCACCGAAGCUUCAUUCGGACAGAGAUAACAGCAAAACACAGUCAAAACAUCCCUUGGUCUUAUACCGAACACCGUGACCGAAGCGCGACUGGCACCCGAAUGCGAACAAGCUGAAUCAAACACUUCUGCCACAAAGUUUUGGGAUAACUUUAUCCAGAAAGGGGGCGCCACAAUCAAGUAACAACAGAGCCGCCUCCACCCCCUCGAAAAAGAAACAAAAGGGAUCAAGAUAAAAAAGAAAGAAAAAAAAAAAAAGGAAAAAGGAAACUAAAAUCGCACGGUUAAUACAAGAGCAGAGCAGAGCAGAGCAGAGCCGCUUCAUAAGGCGCAAGCGCAAAACGCAAUGAGCAGCCCCCGAUCCUCCAGCAAAGGAGGUAGUACCCAAGGACGACCUCUCCCACUCCAAGGACAAGGACAAGGACAAGGACACUGGCAAGAAUUCAGAGACACAACAAUGGACGACGACGACGGCCACGAUCAUGACCAGGACCAGGCCACCAUCCACAGCAGUCGUUAUUCUCAUCAUACCACUUCGCACCGCGACAGCCACGACGAUUAUCAAGCUCGGCUAUCAUAUCCGCACACCAAACUUCCUGAAACCACCACGACCACCACCACCAAUCUCAGCAGUAGUAGAACGGGGAGUAGUGGAAAUGCUCACGGCAGCAGCAGCAGCAAAGACAUGGCAGAUAAACGGAGUGAUAUCGUCGAAAUGAAGGAGAGUCCGAGUAACAACAACAACAUCCACAACACCAACACCACAACGACGACGACGACAACGAUGAUUGGCGAUGAGAAACGGCGAUGGGUGGGUACCACACGGAGUGAAGUAACGCACGGAUCCUCUGGCGGCAGCAGCGGCGACUCGGAAAAGAAAAUCGGCGGCGGCAGCAGUGGCAAUAGUGGAUCAUGGUCAGCAUCCAUCACCGACUCCGGAUCGGGAUCGGAGGUCUCCACCACGCUCGGCGCCGGAACGGCGAUCAGCAUUACGGAGGGGACAGUCGUUAACAGUGCCGGGGAGAUGGCCGGCGGUGGCGGUGGCGGCGUCGGACUUGGAAUUGACGGAGCGGGUGACCAUGACGAAAAUGAACAAAGAGUGGAAAGAGACUGUGAGGGAAGACCGGUCGUAUACAACAUAAAGGUCUAUAAGAGGAGGUGGUUCGGGUUGGUGCAGUUGACCUUGUUGAAUAUCAUUGUUAGCUGGGAUUGGCUCACCUUCUCCCCCGUCGCCUCCCAGGCCGCCGCCUACUUUCGCACCACCGGAACGACCAUCAACUGGCUCAGCACCGCCUUCCUCUUCGCCUUCGCCUUUAUCACGCCCCUGGUCAUCUAUGUCCUGCACCUCGGCCCCAAGUUAUCCAUCACCACUGCCGCUGCCCUUCUGCUCAUCGGCAACUGGGUCCGCUACGGGGGCUCCCACUCUUCCUCUCCUUCAGGUGGCCACUUCGGCAUCGUUAUGUUCGGCCAGAUCCUCAUCGGGCUCGCCCAACCCUUUGUCCUAGCCGCUCCCGCCCGCUACUCGGAUCUAUGGUUCACCAACCGCGGCCGCGUCGCCGCCACCGCCUUGACUUCCCUCGCCAACCCGUUUGGCGCCGCGCUCGGCCAGCUCAUCGUGCCAUUCUGGGUCGACAAGCCAUCCGACAUAUCGAAAAUGGUUCUCUACGUCUCCAUCAUCUCCUCCAUCUGCUCCGUUCCCGCCUUCUUCAUCCCCUCCCGGCCUCCCACGCCCGCUGCCCCGUCUUCCGCCACGCCCAAAUUACCUCUCCGCACUUCGGCCGCGAUCCUCCUAGGCCACGCCGAAUUCUGGCUCCUUUUUGUCCCCUUUGCCGUUUAUGUGGGGACCUUCAACUCCAUCUCCUCGCUGCUCAACCAAAUCAUGGAACCCCAUGGCUAUACCGACGAAGAAGCCGGCAUCGCGGGGGCCGUGCUCAUCGUUGUUGGGCUGCUUGUGUCGGCCAUCACUUCGCCCAUCAUCGACAGGACGAAAGCGUUUUUGACUACAAUCCGUGUUGCCGUCCCGCUUAUUGGCAUCUGCUACCUUAUUUUUCUUUGGAUGCCGUCCACCCACGACUCUGCCGGCCUCGCUGGGCCUUAUAUCAUUUUGGCCAUUCUGGGCGCGGCGAGUUUCAGUCUGGUGCCGGUGGUGGUGGAGUUCCUGGUGGAGGUGACGCAUCCGAUUAGUCCCGAGGUGACGAGCACGUUGGCGUGGAGCGGGGGGCAGGUAUUGGGCGGGGUAUUCAUAAUUAUUUCGGGGGCCUUGAAGGAGGAGAAGGGAAAAGAGGGGAGGCCGGAUGGGAAUAUGUAUUGGGCAUUGGUGUUUCAUGCUGUGGUGGCUAUGGUGACGGUUCCGGUGCCGCUUUGUUUGGGGUUGUUUGGACGGCGGGACAAGGUUAGUUUGAGGAGGGUGAGGUCGGACGAUGGUAGGGGGGAUGGGACGGUGGAGGGGACGGCGUGAAUUUCAUCUGUUCCUUGCUGAGGGUCGGGGUACGCAAUGGCGUUAUGUUAUUUAUGAUGGAUGAUGGAUGACGGUGUAUGUGUUAUGGCUUGUUUUAUAUGUACGUGGAUGCACAUUGUCGUUUAUACCCCCUGUGACGGGUUUUGGGUACACUUAUUAGGAUCAUUAUUUUGUAUAUAUAGGUCUCUCCCAGCUCUGCUCGUCUCAAAGCAGUGCAGGCAGGAAUAUCAUUUACUUUUAACCACCCAA